AUGCUCCCUCACAAGGCGCGAUGUUGCAAUCCGGCCGCCGCCGCCUCCGGUUUCCGGGAAGGGCCGGUUCGCAGGGCCCCCAGCGGCGCUCGGGGCGGGGCUCUCCCUCCUCGUCCAGCGCCCAGCCCGGGAUUCGGGACGCGAACGAGCCCCCGCGGCCAGUCACGCCGCCCAGCCUGGCCGGACUGGAAGCGCCCAGAAGCCGGGGGGGGGGGGACGCGGAGGGGCUCAGAGCAGCCCAGCCUCGCCGGCCCUUUCCGGGAGCCGCGCCCGUCCUUUCCUGCGAAGCCCGAGUCGGCCGCGAGGCUGCAAAGCGGGCGGCCGAACAGCAGCUGCCGGGCGGGGGCGGGGAGGCGAGUGGAAAAAGCCACUGGGGGAUUCUGGGAGUUGAAGUCCAUCCAGCGGGAAGUUGCCAAGUUUGAGAAACUGAGUCCAGAAAAGCGGGAGGCAGAAGCCGGAGCGUCUCCGGGAGAGGAGCGGGCCGUCCCGGGCUCGGUAUCCUCGUCCAGCAGCCGCAUCCCCGUCCGGGGAGGACGUCAGUUACUCGGGGGGCGGGGAGGGCUGGCUUCCUCCGGGGACCACCGGGGUCGCCCCUGCAAAAUAUUGCAAAAGGGAAGCGGGGCUUUCUCGCGAAUGAGGUCACUAAGCGCAGCGCAGCGGUCGCAGAACGCGGACAUCCCGCAGCAGCGGAAUCCUGGGAGAGGCGGGCACAGGGACCCGGCGGUAUCCGAAAAAAAGCCCCGCCCGUCAUCAAAGGAGAGGCCGGAAUACAUCAGCCAGGCCAUUGGCCAGAAGCUGUCCAAUCGCAAAGCCGGAGAGUCCGCCAACCAAUGAAGGCGCCGCGGACGGA
Molecule: messenger RNA, 850 nt
Organism: Notechis scutatus (mainland tiger snake)
Lineage: Eukaryota; Metazoa; Chordata; Lepidosauria; Squamata; Elapidae
Source: RefSeq, a predicted model, not a curated record